ACAAAUUUCAAGGUGUUCUAAUACUUGCUAAAGCCGAAAUUAUUUUUAUAUCGCCUUUUUAAUUUUUUAGUCAUAUAGAAUUACAUUAUUUUGUACUAAAUAUAACAUUAGAUAACUCGAGUUAAAUAUAGGUCAACUAUAGUUUAUGAAAUAGUUUAAGGUUUCUUUAUCAUAUAAUGGCUUCAUUCUUACGUUAAUAUGAUAAUAAUAUUACAUUAGGGGAAAAUAAACUCUAUAUACUGGAAGGGAUACAAUUUAUGCAUUUGACGAGCUGUAAGAAGAAUGUGUUCUAUUGAAUAAAAUGUAUAUAGUUUUACUAGAGUGACGAAAACCUAAAAUUUAUUACCUAAAUUGUUUACAUACAUUUAGUUAAAAACUAUAAAUUCAUAUAAUUUAAGUGGUGUAUCAUCAUUAAUCCCAAAUUUAUUUGUUGUCCAAGAAACUGAAAAAUCAUCGUCUUAUGUCUCAUUCAUACCAUAAUAGCGUGCCAAAAAUUUCUGUGACUACUUACGAAUCAGUCGAAGAAAAUGUUGAAGUAAACAAUUAUUUUAAUUCACAGAAAAUUCGAAAUAAUUUCAACUCUAACGUUACUACUUUGUCUUCUAAUCCUUCUCAGCGGAAAAUAAAUGUUGAUUGGAAAUCUAUGACUUCAGAAGAUAGUAAUUUAAAACACUCUUUGUCCCCAAUUUCAUCAUCAGAUAUCAAUUGUUUGACGGAUAUUGAAGCUAUUUCAGAUUCCGAUGAUGAAAAUAAUUUUAUUCAAACUGGUUGUUUGAGUCCAAGUCUUCAGAAACUUUGUAUUCUUACUGAUAUAGAAGACUUAAGUGAAGAUGAAAGAUUAUCAUCAGUAAAUAAAAUAAAUGAGGUGCAUACAGAUACUGAAAAUUUCUCAGAUGAACUAGAUUACUUGAAAAAUGAAUUAAAAGAAAAGAAAUAUAUCGAAGACUUCUUUCCUCAACCACAUCGUGAAGUUUCAUUCCAUUCUAAAGAUAGUAUAAUUUGCACUUUAACGCCUACAAAUGAAAUAAAUCCUGUAUGGCUUAAGUCACCUCGUGAAGAACUUGAAGGUUUUGAAUCAGAAGAAGAAAUAGUAACAAUCCCCGAAAAUUAUAAUGACAAAUCUUGUAAAGGCAAUUCAGAUAUAUAUCAUCAUGAUAAUUACAGCGGCGUAGUAGAAUCCUCAGAAUUUAUUAAAAAAUAUCAAAAUAAACAAAAAAGUUGCGUUUUAAUGACGAACAAAAAAUCAUUUCUAUCAGACGCCGAUUUUAUAAAAAAAAGAGUACGUAAUAAACGUCAAAAUAGUAGUGACAAAAGAGAAAAUUUUGAAAAAAAAUCAACUGAAUCAUUGAAAACGGAAUUAAAAAGUUUAUUGACACCGUCUCUCAAUAAUAUAAUGCAAUCAACAGGAUUACAAUUAAAUAAUAAAAAUUAUGCUAAUAAGCGUCAUCCAGAGUACAAUAAUUUGAAUAAAUUGGUUAUACAUGAUAAUAUCAAUGGCUUUAGUGUUUCCUUUAAUUUUGAAAAUCAAAAUUCUGUAAUUUUAAAUAUUGGUAGGGAUUCAGAAAAUUUAUCUUUGAAAUGGUAUAAAAACGGAUCUGCAUCAGGAAGUGAAGUCAACUUAUCACAAUACCAAAAUGAAAAGUCUUUAAGUUGUUCUGAGCCCAGCACAGAAAUAACAACUAACGCAAUCAGUAUAUUAUACCAGAAUUCCAUAGAUAAAAUCCCACCCAAACCAAAUCCUAGAUAUUCCAUCGAUAUUAGUACUGCUUUAUCCUUAGAUGAGGAUAAUACAAAUUAUUCAACCAAAAAACAGUUUUGGGAAGAAAAAAGUAAGAGUGCGUAUCAACCACCACUUCCUAAGCCUCGUCAUAGUAUAUCUUUACCUGUAAAUCCUAACGAAAGAUCAAUAAUGAAAAAUUCUUCUUUGGAUCUUAAUUGUACAUCAUUCGAUACUUCUGAUCAUGCAGAAAUAUCUGAAAUGAUUAAAAAACCAUUGAUGAGUAAUCAAACUACAAACAAUUUUGUAGUUAAUGAUUCGACUUGUCAACAAAUAAAAGGUAUAGAUGAUAUGCCAAAAUCAAUAACCUUAGAAAAUCAUUCUUAUAAAGCUAGACCAAUAAAUCGCUUAGAUUCUGAAGCUGAAUACAUACAAAAGUAUGGCGAGGAAUCUCUAGCAUAUGAAAAUCAAGGAUUUCAAGAAGAUGAUUUGAACGAUGUAAAUAGUACGAAACAUAUUCAAAGCUUAGAAGAGUCAACUUUAAAAAAUCCAAUUAAUAAAGAAAUAACAUCCAAUCAAUAUAUUGAACAAAUUAAACCACAAAUAUUAAGCAUGCAAAUGGAACAAGAAUUUUCUCCGGAACAUAAAUCAUUAAAAAAUAUAACUAACAAAAAUUCACUAAGUCAAGAAGUUCUAAUUAAUCGUCAAAUCCAUAAACAUAUUUUCUCAAAUGAAUUAGAUGAACAAAUUGAUUCGCUCAUUCCAGAGGUAAAACAUUUUAAAGUUAAUUCUGAAACUGAUUUUUCAACAGAUUUGCUAAUUAACAAGUAUGUAGAAAAAUCAUCAAGUAUAAGUGAAAAAUCAAUUACAAAAACAGAAUCUAAUGAGUCUUCUACUAUUGAUGAUUUACCAGAAGAAAAAAUAAAUAAAAAUGCUAACAUAAUUUCUAAAUAUUCUUCUAGUUUAUCACAGGAUCUUAUAGAUGAAAUACCUUUAGACACAUGUAGUAAAAUUGAACAAAGUGAAAAAAAUAAGCUUCAAACUGAAUAUAUUAGUUCUUCAUUAAAUAAAGAUUUACAACAUGAAUAUGUAAUUAAUCCUAUUGAAGAAACUAAAAAAGUUCAUAUUAUACAUACUCCAGAAGAGCAUAUUCAAGAUACAAUAUGGGAGGUAACUCAAAUAAGAUCCGAUAGUCAAGAUAUCAUAGAAAAUGUAAACACUAGAAAGCAAGAAGAAUUUCAAAAUAAAUCUGUUAAGCAAGAUAACAUAUUAGAGUUAACUGAAAUUUCUAAAAAUGACAUGACAAACAAUUUAGCUAAAGAUAUAGCUGAACAGUUGGUAAAUGAAAUAGAAAUCGAACUAACGAAACGUCAAGACGUUUUGGCAAAUUUGCAACAUUUAGUUGUGUCACCGGAACACUUAAAACAAUUAGAAAAUAAUGGUUAUCUUGACAUAGAUGGCGAUGAUUUGAAAAUUAAGUUGAUAGAAUCUGUUUUAGCUAAAAAAAGUCGAGAACAAUUAAAAAACAUUUCCAAAAAUGAUACUGUAACAUCAAGUAUUGAAAUAACUGAUGAAGACUUAAAAAGCAGCGGUUUUGAAAUAGAGUAUGAUGGAUUUACGAAAUUACCUAUAAUAAAUGAUAUUAUAAUCGAUCAUAAAAAUAAUAAGUCGGACGAAAAGACAAUUCCAGAAAAUUUGAAUUGUCAAUCUGAAAUUUUCAAUCACAAUGACAAUGAAAAAAAUUCUAAUGCAUUAAAUAAUGAAGUGUUAAUUCAUUGUCACUUAAAAAAUGUUAAUAACGAAGAAACACUUACAGAAAUAUCACAAAACUGUGAAGUAUUUUCUACUGGCCAAAUAACACAUGAUUCUUCUUCACAAAAAAAUCAUAGAGACAUAUCUAUUGAUGUUAGUGAAAGGAUAACUCUAAAUACGGAUAUUAAACAAAUUGAUAAUCAUGAAAAAGGUUCAUAUAUUAAAAUACACGAUGAUGAAUUAUUUCAUGAUAUAAUAAAGUAUUCUGAGACAAAAUUAUGUGAAAACAGUAUAAUUUUACAACAACGUGCAUCUGAGUUAGAAAUUAAUAGAAUUGAUACUUCAGAAUGCUUUGAUAUUGAAAGUGAAGUUCAAGAAACUGAUGGGAAAAAUAGCAUAAAAACAAAACAAAAGUACGUAGAUACAAAAUUAAGAGACUUUGAUAAAAUAGUUAAAAAAGAGAGCGAAGAGCACGAAGAAAUAAGUGACAAUGGAAGUACUAUUAUAAGUAACACCAGUAAAGAAUCACAUAUAAUGUCUAACAUAUUAAUAGAAACAUGCUCUAAAAGUAAAAAUGAAAUCUCCCUAAAAGACGAACAAAUUUGUUCACCGAUAUCUAAUUCCCCUCUUGUUAAGCAUCUAAGUACCGAAUCCUUACCUUCAAAAGAUAAUUCUAUUCAUUCACCUACAUCACCAUCUUCAUCAUCAAUUGAUAUUCGCGAAGAAAAGCAUGUGAAUUUUGACUCAGUAACAUUAAGAAAACCAGAUUCAGUAAAUAUAAUGAAAUUAACAGCAAAACGGCCAGCAGAUUCAAGUUCAAGUGAGAGUCAUUAUCAAUCCUUUGAUUUAACAUCAUCGAGUAGACCCUGUUCGUCAGAUGUAGAUGGACUUUUAGCUUGCUCAUCAGAAUAUGAAUCUGCAAUUUCAGUGCCUUCAAAUGAAUAUCAUACUGCUAUUAGCUCAUUAAGUUCAAGAGAAUCUAUGAAAUCAUUAGAUUCGGAGAGUUCUGGGAACCUGGCAUCUGUUGAAAAUAGUGAAGCUUCUGAAACGCUAAUUGCAUCUACAGGAGAUUUAGAUUACGAUAUAGAAGUUCCAAAUGAUAUUCUAGAAGAGGACAUUAAAAUAGAAUCAUAUGAACAAAAAAUUCCUAUGCAAAUAAUUAGAGGAGAAUCUUUACCGCUUAUUGCAGAAACAUCUGAUAAAAAGUACAGUAGUAUUUAUAAAACUCAACCCUUUUCUCAGCCAACUAUAAAUAGCGAAAAUAAUGCACAAAAAAUGAAAAGAUCUCAUGAAAUGACAUUUCAUCCAGUUCCUAAACACAUUACUAGUGAUAGUUUAUCCGAUUCGUCAUCUCAUGAAGAAAAACAAUAUUCCAGUGAAAGUAUGAGCAUAUCUAGUACUGAAGGUCCAGCUAUACAAACAGUUGUAGAAACAACUAAUGGCUAUCCAAAGUCUGUAAUUAGUAGUUUCAGUUUAAGUGAUGAUAGCGCUACACUCGCUGAAAAAUCGACAACAACAAAUAAAGAUAAUAAAUAUUUAAAAGAAGAAGAAUUAAAUCAAGACGUGACAAUUUUGUCUUCCUCUUUGGUUGAAAAUGAAACACUACAUAAUGUUUCAACACAAAUAACUUCUAAAUUUGAAGAAGUACAAAAGAAAGGUCAUAGGCGAAGUAUUAGUUCAGUAAAUGAAAUAGUUUUUGAAGGCAUAAACUUAAAUUCUUCAAAAGAAAUAGACCUGAAAGAUUCAUCAAAUGAAAUAAUUACGUCCAAACAAUGUGACCAAUCUCUGUACAAUAUAUUAACUAAAACAACUAGUAUUGAAACAAAAAAAUGUGAAAAUAUUUUAGAUUUAGGAAAAAAUAUCGAUGUAACAUCAAUUUGUAAACAUUCUGACUCAGGAAAACUCACCAGUCCAAUAUCAGAAAAACAUAGUUUUGAACAUAUUGACGAUGUUGCUGAAGCUGAUGCAGCCUUUCAAAUGGUACCUCAUGUUUCACCAGUAAUUCCUACAUCUUUACCUCCAACUAUACCUGAAGAUCCAUUUUCUGAGGACGAAGAUGAUCUAAUUGAAGAUACAUCUAAUAAUGUCCCAAAUAUUAUGGUGACUGAACAUAUGGCCCCACUUAUUGAUCAUGGUUUCUGUUACCCUGACUUAGACUUGGAAGCUAAAGAAUUAGAAAUUAAAUCUACUCCAGAAACUCCAGCUUCUAUAAGUAGUAAAGAGUCGUCCGAUACUGAUCAAGGAAAAGAGUAUGUUCUUAAUAACAAUUUUAAUCCGCAUGAAGAGUCAUCAUGUACGCUAAAAGAACAUAUUGCCUUAGAAAAAGUUGAAAAACUAGUAGAAAAAGAUUCAAUUUCUCUUGGCGAAUCAUUCGAAAUAAUUGAAAAUAAUGAGGAAAUACCCAAUUUAGAAGAAGAGUUUGUAAUCGUAGAUGAAAUUGACAAAGAUAUUAAGUGCCAACUAAUUAAUAUAGAAGGAACUGAAGAUAAAAAUCUUCAUUCUAGUAUAAUAAGUGACAAUACUAUUAUACAGGAAUCAGAUAUUGACAAAGAAUAUUCAAACCUAAACUGGGUGGAGCUUCAAUUUGACGAUGAUAACACAGUUAAUGAAAUAUUUGGUUAUAAUAUGGAAUACGAUAGACCGCCUCUUGAAGAUAUUAAAGAAGAAGAUACUGAAGAUUUGCAUAGUAGCAAAGUAGGAAGUGUCGGUAGUCAGGUUAGUCAAUCUAUUGGCAGCUUCGGCAGUAUGAAAGAAUCAUUUAGUAGUACUCCAGAAAGUAAAAAAUAUCUUGGUAAAUCAUUAGAACAUGAUAAUUUGUCAAUAAACUCGUUACAAGAAUUUGAAAGAUUAGAACAACUAGUAAGGAUUGAAUCAAUGCAGGCCAAAUCGUCUGGAUCUUUAGCAUCUAAUACGUCCAGUUCUUCUAACAGUAGAAAAGAAGACAAUUCUUUAGGAUCUCUUAAAGAUUUUGAAGCAAUCGAAGCUGCUUGCAUACAAACAGAAAUGAUUGAAAAUAAAGCUUUAGAAUCAGAAAAAUUGUUAAUCAAUAAUGAGAGUGUCUUUAAAAUAUAUGAUAUCGGUCAGAUAAGUGAUUUUCAUGUAGAACAAAAUGAAGAAAUUUCAGAAAAACUUCACUCAGAUGAUGACAAUUUAACAAGCACAGACUCGUUAGAUCUAAAAACAAUUGUAACCGACAUAAAACCAUCAAUUUCUGCAGAAAGAAUAUUUGUUGAAAGUAUAUCAGCUGAAUUUGAUGACUGCAUGAACUCAAGUAUAUCUAGUCGAGAUUUUAGUAGCUCUCUAAUAGAUGAUCAUUCUAAAGAAUCUUCAAAUAGAGAUAGCUUAAUUUUAGGCAGUAAUGAUUCAUUAGGCCCUUCUAGUUCAACAGCUACUAAUGCAACGUAUCACUGUGAAACAGGAUCGAAUUUAUCUUCUAGUUUCACAAGUGGUGGCUCCAAUACAAUGGUCUCCAGUAUGGAAGGUUUAGACAAAGCGGGUAUUAAAAAUGAAUGGUUUGAAGGCUCGGAGUUUAUAGAGACACAAGAGAAGGACCAUGAUGAUACAAAAUACGUUCACAGGAUAAUCAAAAUUCCUGCAGAAAUUCACAAAGUAUCUGCUAAAGGUCUAGAAAAGGUUGGAACACUUGAUGAUUUCGUUGAAAAAUUUAAUCCAGAAGUGUAUGAAGAUAAAAUCGAACAUACUGAUGAAUUUGGCAAUACUGUUACUGUGAAGAAAAUGCAAAAACGAAUGAUAUUUGAAACAAAAGAAGAGUUAAAUAAAGGUAUUUCCAAAGAAGAAUUAAACGAAUGUUUAAGAAAACUUUCUGAUAAUAUUUCGGACCAAUAUGAGUAUAGUAAUGCAACAGCAAAUAAUUUUCAAGGUCCAACUGAAGAAAAUCAAGUAGUGUCCAACAUCAGUACCCUUAAUGUAGAGUUGCAAAGGGAUGCAACAAAAUCGGAGUUGAAGUAUGAAAUUAGUAUGGACGACGAUACGGAGAUCGACCUACGGGAGCAUGAUUGGCGAUUUCAACAUCAAAUAAAAAACGAAUCUGACGACGUAACUAAACCCGGUCCAUCAGAAAGUGCUGUAAAAACAAAAUCAAAGGAAACAGUUUCAGAACUUUAAAACCAUAAAAUAUUUUAUUACUUGGAAAAUGUUUUUAAUAAUUUUGAAUAUGUUUAUAAAAAGGAAAAAUAACAUUCCAAAGAAUUGUUGAAAACUUUGUAACGAACUACAGUAAAAUAUUAUAUUAUUGAUAAUGUAUUAAUAAAUUUUGAGACUACAUUUCAUAACUCGACUAUUUGAGUAAUUUAACGUAUGUACAGUAAUUAACCAACAAAUUAGCUAAGUAUUUUAAUUAUAAUUAUUCUAUACUCAUUUAUUUGAUAAAUUAUUGAAAAUAACCAUUUUUAUUUUUAAACCGUAAAUCAUAAUGCUUACAGUUAUUAAAUUAUAAUUUCACUUAUAAAUGAAUACUAGUAAUAGUAAAUACUUAAUGUUUAAUAUUAUCUUUAUAAAUUUAUUACUAUAAUAUUUGUAUUAAUAAUUUAAUUUGAUUUAUAAUGAUAUAAGUAUGUUGUUAUUAUUUUCUUGCAUUAAAACAUAUUGUUUAAAACUACCUAAAUAAUAACCCAUUAAUAAUUAUUAUU
Daktulosphaira vitifoliae (grape phylloxera) is the source of this 8118-nucleotide messenger RNA. RefSeq lists its product as uncharacterized. NCBI's taxonomy places the organism in Eukaryota, Metazoa, Arthropoda, Insecta, Hemiptera, Phylloxeridae. The transcript is spliced from 8 exons. The record is from RefSeq and is a predicted model, not a curated record. Bases 461 to 7594 code for a protein of 2377 amino acids.